GUUCUCGGCGCCAUCAUGUCAUCCACUGCAGACUCGGAGCUCACUGCCGCAAUACCACUCUGGCCAGAGGGCGCGGAAUUGAAGCACUAUACAGGCGGAUGCCACUGCAGGCAGUUCCGCUACAGAUUGACCCACCCCGUGUUCGAAGAGGGGCAGUUCGAGGUUGUCGUCUGCAACUGUAGCUUCUGUACGGCGCACGGCAAGAUGAAUAUAUACGCGCUCGAAAAUAAGUUCGAGCUCCUGUCAAACAAUGUCGAGGAGCUGAAACUGUAUCAGUUCCACGCAAGGGUCGUCGAGCACUAUUUUUGUCCCACGUGUGGCGUCCAGUUUUUGACGAAAGCGCUCGGUUAUGUUGUAGUCAACGCGCGUACCGUGGAUGGCGUCGACUUGAUGAAGCUGAAGAUCAAGCAUGUUGAUCUUCGGAACACCUGAGGAGGAUAACAUUACCGUUUGGGAGGGAAAGUAGAUGGUAUAAAGAAACAGGACGUGGUGGAGAGGCGGACUUAGCUUGACGGCAGCCCUAUGAAGCCAAUCAUUUGCAUGAUUC
Phanerochaete carnosa HHB-10118-sp is the source of this 547-nucleotide messenger RNA. RefSeq lists its product as uncharacterized. The coding region runs from base 16 to 432 and encodes 138 amino acids. Gene Ontology annotation, molecular function: carbon-sulfur lyase activity. The transcript is spliced from 2 exons. Lineage: Eukaryota; Fungi; Basidiomycota; Agaricomycetes; Polyporales; Phanerochaetaceae. The record is from RefSeq and is a predicted model, not a curated record.